Rhopalosiphum maidis (corn leaf aphid) is the source of this 1922-nucleotide messenger RNA. RefSeq names its product forkhead box protein D1-like. The transcript has 3 exons. Gene Ontology annotation, cellular component: nucleus. Gene Ontology annotation, biological process: regulation of transcription by RNA polymerase II; animal organ morphogenesis. Bases 255 to 1466 code for a protein of 403 amino acids. The record is from RefSeq and is a predicted model, not a curated record. Gene Ontology annotation, molecular function: DNA-binding transcription factor activity, RNA polymerase II-specific; RNA polymerase II cis-regulatory region sequence-specific DNA binding. Lineage: Eukaryota; Metazoa; Arthropoda; Insecta; Hemiptera; Aphididae.
UGUACGACGGAUGUAAACAACGGUCCGUAUAAUAUACACAUUUACGGUACUAGUUCGUGUAAAUAAAUUUUUACUGUGUAUAAUAUUAUACAUGAGUGCGUUAAAUAAAAUAUAAUUAUUAUUAUUUACUGUUUUGUAUUUAAACAAUUUUUGGUUCAAUUAUUUUUUGGUUAUUAUUAUCGUGCACGCGUCGUCUACUUCUAAAAUAAUUUAAAAGACGAUCGCGCGAGCGCAAGCGUCAUCGAAAUAACGGCAUGGAUAUGUUGAUCGUUAAGACCGAAGACGAAAAUGACGAGAGGAAAACUCUCUGCAACAGCAAUAAUAAUAAUAAUAACAACAACAACAAUAACAAUAACAACAACAAUUGCAAGAAGAACAACGGUGUCGGAACGACUACGAAAACAGUGGCGGCGACCGGUGGUGUCGGGACCGGUAGGUCCGAAAAACCACCUUACUCGUACAUAGCCCUAAUCGUCAUGGCAAUCCAAAGUUCGCCGGUUAAAAGGCUCACAUUGAGCGAAAUAUACUCUUUCCUCCAGCACAGAUUCCCUUUCUUCAGAGGUUCCUACCAGGGAUGGAAAAACUCAGUGCGGCACAACCUGUCACUGAACGAAUGUUUCAUCAAGCUGCCGAAAGGGCUGGGGCGUCCGGGAAAAGGUCACUACUGGACAGUAGAUCCAGCGUCGGAGUUGAUGUUCGAAGAGAGCUCGUUCAGACGAAGACCCCGGGGAUUCCGUCGCAAGUGUCAACAGAAGACUGUUGGACCGAUCGGUGGCGUCGGUAGUGGUUACCAAACGUCACAGUACCAUCAGCAUCUACACCACCAUCAUCAUCACCAGAACCUACAGCUACAACAACAGCAACAGCAUCACCAUCAUCCGUCCGUGCAACAGCAACAAUCGCAGUCGUUGCCACAGACACAGCUGUCACCGAUUCUGCCACCUCCACAGCCAUCACAGCCUCCACAACAACAGCAGCAACAGCAACCAAUUGUCACUCAACCUCAUCCCCAACAACCACAACCACAAUCACAAUCGUCGGCUUGUUACCUUCAUGACCAAUACGAUUACAAAGACGCAACGGCUGCAGUGGUCGCGGGAUACCAUCACCAGCAACAACAGCAACAGGAUUACGGUAGUGGUGCAGGCGGUGGAGGAAUAGGCAUCAACAGCGGUGGAGGGUACUGCAGCAGGAACGACCAGUUGGACCAUUUCGCGGCCAACUUUUGGCAAAGUCAAAAGUCUGAAGGUUACGUCGGCGGCACGGGUGGUUACCAAGAACAGUUUGAUUACGGUUGCCAGUAUAACUUAACUCACGACAAUGGUUAUAGCACGGUUGCGAGAAGAUCAGCGACUGCGGCCGGACAAACACAACAGACCGUCAUGGACAACGUUAUGAACGCCAGUAGCGGAUUACCACAACACAUAAGUCUCCACCAUUAUUAUGACUGUCCAAAGUUUUGUUAAGCUGUCGUAGUUUUUAUAUAUAUUAUGAAGCGUGUAUGCAUUGGACUUUCGCAUUUAAAAAAAAGUAUCAAACGUAUAUUAUAAAUGUACACAGUAACAUAUAUAAACCGCAGAUACCAUUCAAAUCGGGAAUUUUCUUUUGUAUAUAUAAAUAUAAAAUAAGAUAUAUUUCGGCUUAAUGUAUGUUUGAUAUUAUCGUGCAUAACGAAAUGUAUAUAACGCUCGUAGACAUUAAAAUGGAUGGUAACCAAAUCGAUAUAUUGAAGCAUUAGGUUAUCGCACGAUUCCUUUCAACAAUAUGUCUUUCACUUUUAAGUUUCAAUGAAUAUUAGAAUAUUUUAUCUUGAUUCUGAAUAGUAUGAUUACCUGGAAAGUCUCAUGAAGCACUCACAAAAAUUUUAUAGCUGACUUCAGUGUGAGCAGUGAGCUGUUGUAAGAAAACUUAGUACAGUACAU